Molecule: messenger RNA, 951 nt
Organism: Cryptococcus deneoformans JEC21
Lineage: Eukaryota; Fungi; Basidiomycota; Tremellomycetes; Tremellales; Cryptococcaceae
Product: expressed protein
Exons: 5
Coding region: 205-669 (154 amino acids)
Source: RefSeq, a predicted model, not a curated record
GGCCUGUUUUCCUAUUCUUCUUUUUCUCUUCCAUUUGUCAUUUUCUGCAAUUCGCGUACUUUCUUGCGCCUUAUAUCCCUCCAGCCGACCACAUCACGCUCUUUUAACGCCCACUCUCUUUUACUGCAUAUCUCAACGAGAUAAACGAAAAAGAAAAACGUCCGUUAGAUUUACAACUUCACGACACGUCAAAGAACUACCACGAUGCUCGCUGCUUUUGCCCUUGCCGUUUUACCUCUGCUCUCAUCCGUCAUUGCUAUUGAUGGAUGCACCCGAAAUGCCACUGUGCAGUCUGGUGACACUUGUGACUCCAUUUCUCGUCAAUACGGCGUUUCCACCUAUCAGCUUGCUCUUGUGAAUGAUGCCACUAUCGAUGAGAACUGCGACAACUUAACUCCCGACGAAACUGUUUGCCUCGGUAUUGAAGGGCAAGACUGCACGAAGGUCUACACCGUUGUUGCCAACGAUACCUGCGCAUGGGUACAGGAGAUGUACGGUAUCAGCAACGAAACCCUCUACGCCAACAAUCCCCAGAUCGACGCCGAUUGCGAGAACAUCUACGUCGGCGAGGUCCUCUGUGUUGACACUGACGCUUUUUCUUACCCCUCUUACAAUGAGUCUCUUUACAACGCCCUCGCUUGGACCUACCUUCCUUACUGCGAUGAGUAAAAGGUCAAACUUACUCUAGUAUUCUCUCAAAGCCCUUGUACCGUUCCGACGUACAGCUUUGUAUUUCAUCUUAUUUGCUUAUUAUUUAGUUUGUUCUUCAUACCCUACGCUCACCUGCAAUCUCCUUCCUCAUGUAAUGAGGACAAUGUAGCUAUAAGGAGGCAUCUUUUUGUUUUGCAUACCCGAUUUUGUGAAGAAUAACGAUGAACGGACACUCUGGGAGUAUCUAUAAGUCGUAGAGGCACUAGAAUUGAUGAAUGUCUUGAUGUUUUUUCAUAACGC